AUGACGGAUGUAUUCAAGGUUUUCACAGCUCUUACUACCAUAUUUGGAAGCUGCGGAGCGGUCUUCAACCUUUUAAUUUGUAUUCUGUAUUUAAAAAAUCCUCAACUCCUAGAUGCACCCAACAUCUUCAUACUGGUCAGUUCAGCUGGUGACUUUCUUCAGUCGAUUAUGACAACUCCUCUCCUUGUCCUUUCCAAUGCACGUGGUGAAUGGCUGUUUGGAGAAGCGGGAUGUACUAUUUAUGCUUUCAUCACAGCAUUUUUUGGAUUAAGUUCCAUGAUGCAUUUUGCUGGUAUUGCAUAUGAACGUUAUUCCACAUUCUGCAGGUUUCUGGAUGGUAAUAACGAAACGCAAUUCGGUAAAAAGAGAGCCAUAGUUCUUUCUAUUCUGUUAUGGUGCUACUCAUUUUUUUGGAGCCUGAUGCCGAUCAUCGGAUGGUCAAACUACGCUCUAGAGGGAAUCGGAACAAGCUGCGCCAUCAACUGGAGGUCACACGAAGCAACGCAUGUCUCAUUUACCUUCUGCUUAAUGCUGGCAUGUUAUGUACUACCCGUGACUAUAAUGGUCUCCAGUUACUACAAAACAUAUAAGAUGUACUGUCAAUACUCUCUGCAGAAUAACUUGAACAACACAAACCUUCAUGCCAUCCGAGAAGCACUUGAAAAAGAACGUAAAAUGACUUGGGUAACCGUUGCUUUAGCAUCGGGAUUUCUAUUGGCCUGGACUCCAUACGUAAUCAGCACGAUUGUGGCAAUUUUGAAACCAAAUGUUAUGACAGAAUUAGCGGCCUCAAUCCCAGCCUAUAUUGCCAAGUCCUCUUUCUGCUACAAUCCAAUAAUUUAUGCUUCCGUAGACAAGAAAAUGCGUAGAAAGCUAGCGGACACAUUUUGCUGCAAGUCCAACCAAAUAAACCCUCUCCCAAUUUCAGGGUCGGCUGGCGUUGUCUGACCUAGCUUAACCCGGCCUAUAAAAUAGGGGAGGGGGCUAGAGGAGAGACUAAAAUUUUUCCCUCCAGCUUUUUAUUUGCAGCUAGCACAUUUUGGCAUUUUGAAGAAAUUAAGUGACAGUCGCUGGCUUUGGUUUAAGAAUGUGGCAAAUUUUUCAUGCCCAUUAAUCGCCAUACAUUGCCGGAUUUGAAAAAAUUAUUUGUGAAAAUCUGGUCAAAUAUCAAAACAGUUUCCCUACCUUGAUUAUUAUGCUAAUUCUCAAUUUCACCUUUCUUAUCAUUACAUAUGGAUAUUGUUAAGUGAAAAGAACAAUUAAGGCUUUGAUUUUCUCGACAAAAUGAGGUAUGUUUUAUGGGUGGUGGAGCUGCUGGCAGCCUGUGACGUCACCAAACUUGUUUGCCGUCUUGGCCGUCAUCUUGGAUUUCAGUGACCCAGAAUAAGAAAUCAGGUUAAAAUGGAAAGAAUUAGUAAUUUUUUCUCUUGACAUGUAAAAUAAUUCAAAUUAAUAAGUACUUUGCUUCAUUUUAUCUACAAGCUUUAAGUUUAUCGUUAAAACAAGUUGAAAAAAUGCGAAAAUACACAAAAAAAGUUACAAUCUUCAUUACCCACUGUAGUUAAGUAUUAAUUAAAUAUCUUGUAAAAUACGCCACUUUCAGCAAUAGUUUGCCUUUCAUACAGUUGUGUAAUGUAUGUAUUUGUGAGUAUCUAAUAUUUUUCCCUUUUUUGCCUUUUUUAUCAUAAUUGUUGUUUAAAAUUUAGUAAUUAGUCCUUUGUACUAGUGUAAAUUAUACUACUACAUGAGAAAUUUUUGCAAUUUGAUUGGCUUAGAGCAGUGGUAUUUAAGCUUAAUUUGAAUUACCUACAUGUGAAAAUUACAAUCUUUUACAGGACGCGGGUAGUAGUGUAAACAAAUAGUAGCAUGAUUUAUGCGUGAUAUUUGGCAUAAAUGCCACUCGUGAUAUUUCCAAAUUGUCUCAAAUUUCACUGCCCUGACGGCUCGUGGAAUUACGCGACAAUUUCAAAAUAGCACUCGUGGUAUUUAUGCGAAAUAUCACUACAAAUCACGCUAUUACCUAUACUAAAUGUCUUGUACAAAAAAUGUUGAAAAGCGUGCAUUUUCAGACAAAAAUAGCUUGAAAAUCUCCUACUUCUGACGUCAUAUCUCGUAACCAUUGGAAAAUGAUCAUUACCAAACUUUUCUCAAAAUACCAUACGUCCCAUACACAGAAUGCUCCUGCAGAGUUAUAAAUAAGAUACAUAUCAUUCAAAUUUUUUCAGGGAGCCCUAACCAUAAUAAUGUUAUGGCGAUUUUAAAAACGUGAAACAGUUAGUCCAACUUUUUCAAGUUUCAGUCCAUGUCCAUCCUUCAGUACCAUCCGCAGCUAAACACAACAGAAAACCGUUUCAGUGCCCAAAUAUAGUCUUAACAAAACUGGGCCAUUAUUUUUGGAAUUCUAUUGACUCGAGAACACGUUUUAGCUUUUUUAAAAGUUAGCAAAUAGCGUGAAAUAGCCGCUUUAAAUUCACAGCGCGAAUCGCCCUUUUUUACUGUAGAUCAGACUCGUACCCAAUCGCUAUUUAAGUGUUUUUUUUGGGGUGAGAGAAGAUUGGGGAUUAGGUUGAGGCGCGCGCGGGGUCUCAUUGGAAGGGAAGAAUGAAAAAUAGCGACUGGCAGAUUUCGUUUCAAUAUGGCAGCUCGGGAAGAAAGUACUUGCGGCUAAAUACAGGAAUCGAUCCGACUUCUGAUUGGUCGAGAUGAGACUUGUUAUUCUAUGUAAACGUCACUAAAGUGUAGCCUAGUAAGCAUGUCGCCAAACUCUCUAUGCGAUCGAAUCUCCAGCCCAAGAUGUAUAGACGUCGAGUGUAAUUUGAAAUAUUAAUGCUUCUAUUAAGUCAUUGUUAUUAAACGUUCUUCACGACUUCAAAGGUUAGGUUUGUUUAAUAUGGCACUUAUUCAGCUGGGAUUCAGCUGGAUCGAUCGAUUUCUUCAAAAAGAAAGUGUCCCGGGCUAAAUACCGGAAUCGAUCCAUCAACAACAACAUUAACGAUCCGCCGAUUUAUAGAUAGUAUCAGAGCAGAAAAGUUUCACAAACUUGCUCUUAGAAAAGAUGCAAAAAAUGCAAAAACUGAGAAGUCAAUCUGGGGCAAAGAUGGUAAAUGCCACAUUUGCCUACAUAUUUACACCCCGUGUCAAUGGAAAAACUCGACCUUUUACAGAGAUAAUAAUUUAUAGACUUUUUAUAAAGGUGCGGAUUUUCUCUCCUAAAGUUGUGUGCAAAUGUGGCAUUUACUAUCUUUGCCCCUGCCAGAUUUACUCCGUGUGCAAAUUUGUGCAAAUCCAGACGAGGUUCAGUACUCCUAGUUAAAAGUGUUUAGUGACAAUGACCAAGAGAGGAUAAAGAGGACAGAGAAGGCAUCCCUCAUACACACCCUAUUCCAUAGGUAAUUCGUUUCGAGUUAUUUUUAAGACCACAGAUACCAAGGGGGAUUAGACAACAGCCAAUCACAUAGCCCGAAUGUGUUCCGCGUGGAUUACCCACUCUCAGAGCCACGCGUCCUUUACGAAUUGACACAGAAAAAAAAGGCGGAAGACGCGGAGAGCGAUACUGCCAUUCGUUUUGUCGACGAAAACGACUAAAGACAGACUUCUGCUAAAGCAGUGUCAGCGAAACGGAAAUUAAAAAAGAAUCGCCCUUCCUCUCUUGUAUAGAGCUAACAGUACAGCAGGGAAAUCCUUAACACACUGAAUAUUCUCUCAGGAUCCUUUAUAAUUUACAGUUUAAAGAGAGCAAUUUCUGGUUUGAUAUUUAGUCUUUUAUUAGUCUGCUAUUAUUCAACAAAAAUAACACUUGGCGUCGUACUUGCUUUAUUGUACAAAUGACCGGUUUCAAUAGACCGGCGAAAUUUCUCAUUUUAUCAAAGCACUAAGGUUACGACAACUUCGAGUUAAAUUGAUUUCACGGGUUGUCAAAGAGUCGAGCGAUUCUCUUUUCCCAGGUGAGCGCCGACUCAUUUCGCUUCAAUAUUCAGAAUUACUCUUGAUUUCUUUACGCUUUCAUUGCCUUUCGCCCGAUAUGUUUUGCACGGCGUUUAGUCAUGCGAAACCUCCGCGAAACAUCCACGCAGCGCGCGAGGUACCUUUAUCCCGAUUCUAAAAAUAACUCGAGACGAAUUACCUAUGGUAUAGGGUGUGUAUGGGGGAUGCCUUCUCUGUCCCCUUUAUCCUCUCUUGCAAGCACUGAAUCCAUUGAGGUAUAUUUUCCCUCAUACCAAUGUCAAUCUGCCGCAAUUUUCACAGCUACACUCUUUUAUAGGCGACUUUUUCAAAGGCCCUGCAAAAAUCUAAGAUUAUCAUAUCAUUAUAUGUUGAUCACGCGCAGACGUAGAUUGAGCUACCGCUCAUCUCAGCUAACCAAUGAUCAUGAUUUUUCGUGGAAAGCACUGGUAGCUCAAAAUGUUUCACAACCUAUGAAUUGUCUGAAUCGAUGACAAAGAAUCGGUCAAGGCUAAGCUCAUAAUGACCAUAUCAACUCAUACUGACCAUAUUUCUGAAGAUGAAAAUGUACUUCUGCCUAUAACUGUCAAUAUCAGUCAAGACUAAGUUCAAAGUGACCAUACUGUCACGUCGCCUCUUUCGUUCUCGCGUAAAUUUGGCGGUGUUUUUCUUAUGUUUUAGUAUCUGUUUAAAAUGUAAUUUUAAUAGAAUAUGUUUCAAGUAUGGGAAAAACCUUCCAAAAUUAUAUAAGUAGUAUUCGAAUAGAUUCCAAAUACAUUUUAAAAGUCCAUGACCAUUUUGGUUUUAUUCGUAAAAUAUAGUAAAAAUACCCCUACUUCAGGUAAAAAUAUUGAAAUUCACUUAAAAAAAAAAACAGAUUCAAAAUACAGGUGGUUUGGUAAGGGAUUUGUCGAACUAAACUCUUUUUAAAUUCUCCAUAUUCUUAUUUCAUUCGUACCACGUUUUGUAUCCAAAGAAUCGGAAAUAAUGAUUGAUCUACAACAUAAGUCCGCAUUUUCAGUAAAAUCCAAGACGACUGCCAAGAUAUCGGCAAUUUUGAAUGAUGUCACUGGUCCCCAGCAACGCCAUGCAUAUUCCAUAAUACCUUAAAUGAACUCAACACUGAAUAAUCCAACGUUCUGAACUUUUACAAGGUUUCAUACUGGUGUAUUUUCAAUUUUGUUUUGAACGUUUACUAUAAUCUGGCAAUUCAAAAGGCAAGAAAACCUUUGAAGUUUUUUCUUUUUGUUUUACAUUGGAAACUGUUAAAUAGGCAUUUUCCAAGGCAACACGAAACUAUGUAGUCAAAAAGUAUCUUCCCUAAGUUUCUUAAAAGAGUAAAAAUGCCUAACAAUUUGGAACGUGCCUAGCCCAAAAUGAAAGUGUUUGAUAGACAGCCAUUUUCUUUCUUCCGUUUAAGUCCUUGAAAGCAGGGCAAUCAAAUAGUGUCAGUAAGCGGCAAUUUCCUCAUUUUCCGCUGGACAAGAGUAACGAAGACUCUGAGGACGAGCUCGCCGUAAGAGAUUGA
Messenger RNA from Porites lobata, 5470 nucleotides. NCBI's taxonomy places the organism in Eukaryota, Metazoa, Cnidaria, Anthozoa, Scleractinia, Poritidae. The record is from the annotation of a GenBank genome assembly.